AUGCAAAACAGUAAAGGAAGUGAUGUUCAUAUUGUUGUUAAUGGGAUUGAGCAGCCAGAACCACCCCUCUUUCUUAGGAUGUUCAUUGGUCUUGCUCCGCUAAAAGAUGGGUUUGUAAGAGGUUGUCGACCUAUUAUCGGGGUGGAUGGAUGUCACUUAAAAGGAGCAUACCCCGGGCAAAUCCUUGUGGUAGUUUCAAAGGAUGGAAAUAAUAACAUUUUUCCAUUAGCAUGGGCCACAGUGGAGAUUGAGAACACGGAGACAUGGGAGUGGUUCUUGGAAUAUGUAAAGAGCAUGUUGAGAAGUGAUCAAGGGGAUGGCUUCACCUUCAUGUCUGACAGACAGAAGGGUUUGUUGGAAGCCCUACAAACUGUUGUACCUCUAGCUGAGACAAGGUACUGUGUCAGGCACAUUUGGGCCAAUUUUAAGCUCAAUUUCACCGGAACAACAUUCAAGGAAUUGUUUUGGGAUGCGGCUAGGGCAACUACUGAAUUAGACUUUGAGGUGGAAAUGGAAUGCAUUCAUUUCCUAUCCGAAGAUGCGCAUGAGUACCUAGCUAAAAUUCCCCCCCGUCAUUGGUCUAGACAUGCAUUCACGCCAAACUGCAAGUCCAACAUGCUUUUGAACAACUUGUGUGAGACUUUCAAUGCAGUGAUCAAAGAUGCUAGAGACAAACCUAUUCUCACUCAAAUGGAGUGGUUAAGACGAUACAUGAUGAAAAGGAACAAUGACAAGUGGGAGGCAGCAAAGAAAGUUGAAGGGAAGUUCAUGCCUUAUGUGCAAACUGUGUUUGAUGGACUAGAGAAGUUAUCUAGGUCAUGCAUAGUGCAACAAUCAAGAGAUGAUAAUUAUGAAGUUCAGUUAAAGGGUGAUCAAUGUGUGGUUGACUUAGAACAAAGGACUUGCAGUUGUUAUCAGUGGGAACUAACCGGGAUACCUUGUGUGCAUGCUUUUGCUUGUAUGCUAGACAAAAGAGUGGAUCCAGAGUUGUAUGUUUACCCUUAUUACUCUAAGGAGACAUACCUGUUAGCAUAUGAGUCUCUUAUUAAGCCUAUGCCUGGACCUAAACAUUGGGAAAAGGUGAACAUGAGACAACCACUCCCACCGGCAUUCAAGGUUCAACCCGGAAGACCCAAAGGAAAGAAGAGAAAGCUUGAAAAGGGAGAAGGAAAAUCUCAAGUUGCUGAUGAGGCUAAGAAACCAAAGAGGAAGAACCAAUGCAAGAAUUGUGGUGGUUUUGGGCAUUAUGCCAAGACUUGUAAAAUCCCGUCUACAACGGAAUCAAGAACGACAAUGACAAAUGUCGGUAGACCACCACUGCAAACUCCAUGGGUCAAAGAACAAAGGAAGAAAAAUGAGGAAAGGAUUGCAAGGAAGGCUUCUUCUCAAGGGGCGGGGCCAAACAGCAUCGCUAACAAGACUUUCCCCCAAGAAACUAUAUUGCUGCUAAUGACUGUACUGAUGCUGACUAGGCCAGGAGUUGUUGCUGACUGGUCUGGAGAUGCUGCUGACUGGUCAGGAGUUGCUGCUGACUGGUCUGGAGUUGCUGCUCAAGCUGAAUAA
Messenger RNA from Spinacia oleracea (spinach), 1563 nucleotides. RefSeq lists its product as uncharacterized. Bases 1 to 1563 code for a protein of 520 amino acids. Gene Ontology annotation, molecular function: zinc ion binding; DNA binding; transposase activity. Gene Ontology annotation, biological process: DNA transposition. Lineage: Eukaryota; Viridiplantae; Streptophyta; Magnoliopsida; Caryophyllales; Amaranthaceae. The record is from RefSeq and is a predicted model, not a curated record. The transcript has 5 exons.